GUUCGGCCGGCAAGAGCGGAAGCAGUCGGCCUGUGUCCCGGAAGCAGUGGCUUCAACUUCCGGGUUGUGCUUCUGUGCCUAGUGCGGGAGUCUAGGGACCCAAAGACUGCUUGAAGUAGUGGGUAUACCAACAUGUCCCGUGGGUCCAGCGCUGGGUUUGACCGCCACAUUACCAUUUUUUCGCCCGAGGGUCGGCUCUACCAAGUAGAAUAUGCUUUUAAGGCUAUUAACCAGGGUGGCCUUACAUCGGUAGCUGUCAGAGGAAAAGACUGUGCAGUAAUUGUCACACAGAAGAAAGUACCUGAUAAAUUAUUGGAUUCCAGUACAGUGACUCAUUUAUUCAAGAUAACUGAAAACAUUGGCUGUGUGAUGACCGGAAUGACAGCCGACAGCAGAUCCCAGGUGCAGAGGGCACGGUAUGAGGCAGCUAAUUGGAAAUACAACUAUGAGAUUCCUGUGGAUAUGCUGUGUAAAAGAAUUGCUGAUAUUUCUCAAGUUUACACACAGAAUGCUGAAAUGAGGCCACUUGGUUGUUGUAUGAUUUUAAUUGGUAUCGACGAGGAGCAAGGUCCCCAGGUGUACAAGUGUGACCCUGCAGGCUACUACUGUGGGUUUAAAGCCACUGCAGCAGGUGUGAAACAAACUGAGUCAACCAGCUUCCUUGAAAAAAAAGUGAAGAAGAAAUUCGAUUGGACAUUUGAACAGACAGUGGAAACUGCAAUUACAUGCCUGUCUACUGUCCUUUCAAUUGAUUUCAAACCUUCAGAAAUAGAAGUUGGAGUAGUUACAGUUGACAAUCCUAAAUUCAGGAUUCUUACGGAAGCAGAGAUUGACGCUCACCUUGUUGCUUUAGCAGAGAGAGACUAAACAUUGUCAUUACUUUACCAAAUCCAUGAAGCCACUUGCCUGUGUGUUUGCUAACAGAACAAUAUCACGGAGGCCCUUGGAUUGAAAGCAAAACCUCUCCACUCCUGCCACCCACGAGGGUAGGACUCUGUAUAAAUAAAAACAGUGCUUUUGGAAAAUAAUUG
Molecule: messenger RNA, 1031 nt
Organism: Octodon degus (degu)
Lineage: Eukaryota; Metazoa; Chordata; Mammalia; Rodentia; Octodontidae
Gene: Psma6
Product: proteasome subunit alpha 6
Exons: 7
Coding region: 133-867 (244 amino acids)
Biological process (GO): ubiquitin-dependent protein catabolic process
Cellular component (GO): nucleus; proteasome core complex; proteasome core complex, alpha-subunit complex
Source: RefSeq, a predicted model, not a curated record